Molecule: messenger RNA, 462 nt
Organism: Rhizoctonia solani
Lineage: Eukaryota; Fungi; Basidiomycota; Agaricomycetes; Cantharellales; Ceratobasidiaceae
Product: GMP synthase (glutamine-hydrolyzing)
Exons: 1
Coding region: 1-462 (153 amino acids)
Source: RefSeq, a predicted model, not a curated record
AUGACACGAAAAAACAUCCGCUCUUUGAGCGUGAUCGCAUGUACUCUAGAACCGGCCCACUGGAUAGCACAGUGGUUGGCUAACCUCAAGCAAGCAUGUUUCUUACGAGAACUCUCGGUGGUAUUUUACAGAGACGCUUUCGGCGUGCCAGUCUCAGUCCAAUCUGCCGGGUCAAGUUUAGACCUCAGCCCUUUUGCCAACGAACUUCACAUUCUUCGUCUGGGAAGCAUCAAUAUCAACUGGACUGCGUACACAUUCACCAGGCUCUGUGUACUGAAGCUAAUCGACAUUCGUCUAAACAUAAGGGAAUUUCAGCAUAUUUUAGCAUCUGCUCCCAUAUUCGAAGUCCUAGAACUCACAAGGGGCGCGCUAAGGCCUCCCCUGGGCCAGACAGCUCAAACCCAUCUUUCUGUCGAACAUGAAAUCCUUGCGCCUAUGGUAUAUGCACGAGCGCCCAAUUAG